GUCGGGUGGGGAAGCCGGGGAGUAGGGCUGGACUGUUACCACUGCCCUGGAGAGAAGACAGAAACAGGACAGAGGAUCCCGGCUGCAGCCGGCGUGAGGAAGGCUCCUCCGCUCCCUGCCAGGCUGGCCAGCUGUGGAAACCCAGCCGGGCUUGCAGCAGAGCACAGGGGCCCAGCCCGUUCUUCCGCAUUUCCCACCCCCGUGUGGGAUUUGGGGGGCUCCUGGGCGGAGUGCGAAGCUCAUAGCCGAGGCCCCUGCUCACCCGCUUCCUGAGCCGGAUCCCCAGCGACUGUUCAGGGGGUGCUGCUCCGUGGCGAUGCCGGCGGCACGUCGGUUCCCUGGCCUGGAGCUCUCCUUCCCUCUCCUGGCCAGACUGCGGCGACGGCUGUACACAAGGCUGGGAGGCGGCAGCAUGCAGCCGGAGGAGGGCACAGGCUGGCUGCUGGAGCUGCUGUCCGAGGUGCAGCUGCAACAGUACUUCCUGCGGCUCCGAGAUGACCUCAAUGUUACCCGCCUGUCCCACUUUGAGUACGUCAAGAAUGAGGACCUGGAGAAGAUUGGCAUGGGCCGGCCUGGCCAGCGGCGGCUGUGGGAGGCUGUGAAGAGGAGGAAGGCCUUGUGCAAACGCAAGUCGUGGAUGAGUAAGGUGUUCAGUGGAAAGCGACUGGAGGCUGAGUUCCCCCCUCAUCACUCUCAGAGCACCUUCCGGAAGACCUCGCCUGCCCCUGGGGGCCCAGCAGGGGAGGGGCCCCUGCAGAGCCUCACCUGCCUCAUUGGGGAGAAGGACCUGCGCCUCCUGGAGAAGCUGGGCGAUGGCUCCUUUGGCGUGGUGCGCAGGGGCGAGUGGGACGCGCCCUCAGGGAAGACGGUGAGUGUGGCUGUGAAGUGCCUGAAGCCCGACGUCCUGAGCCAGCCAGAAGCCAUGGAUGACUUCAUCCGGGAGGUCAACGCCAUGCACUCGCUCGACCACCGAAACCUCAUCCGCCUGUACGGGGUGGUGCUCACGCCGCCCAUGAAGAUGGUGACAGAGCUGGCACCUCUGGGAUCGUUGUUGGACCGGCUACGUAAGCACCAGGGCCACUUCCUCCUGGGGACUCUGAGUCGCUACGCUGUGCAGGUGGCUGAGGGCAUGGGCUACCUGGAGUCCAAGCGCUUUAUUCACCGUGACCUGGCUGCCCGCAAUCUACUGUUGGCUACUCGCGACCUGGUCAAGAUCGGGGACUUUGGGCUGAUGCGAGCACUACCUCAGAAUGACGACCAUUACGUCAUGCAGGAACAUCGCAAGGUGCCCUUCGCCUGGUGUGCCCCGGAGAGCCUGAAGACACGCACCUUCUCCCAUGCCAGCGACACCUGGAUGUUCGGGGUGACGCUGUGGGAAAUGUUCACCUAUGGCCAGGAGCCCUGGAUCGGCCUCAAUGGCAGUCAGAUCCUGCAUAAGAUCGACAAGGAGGGGGAGCGGCUGCCCCGGCCUGAGGACUGUCCCCAGGACAUCUACAACGUCAUGGUCCAGUGCUGGGCUCACAAGCCGGAGGACAGACCUACAUUUGUGGCCCUGCGGGACUUCCUGCUGGAGGCCCAGCCCACGGACAUGCGAGCCCUUCAGGACUUUGAGGAGCCAGACAAACUGCACAUCCAGAUGAAUGACGUCAUCACCGUCAUCGAGGGAAGGGCCGAGAACUACUGGUGGCGUGGCCAGAACACGCGGACGCUGUGUGUGGGACCCUUCCCUCGCAACGUGGUGACCUCCGUGGCCGGCCUGUCAGCCCAGGACAUCAGCCAGCCCCUGCAGAACAGCUUCAUCCACACGGGGCAUGGCGACAGUGACCCUCGCCACUGCUGGGGCUUCCCAGACAGGAUCGACGAACUGUAUCUGGGAAACCCCAUGGACCCCCCCGACCUGCUGAGCGUGGAGCUGAGCACCUCCCGGCCCCCCCAGCAUCUAGGAGGGGUGAAAAGGGAGCCUCCACCUCGCCCACCUCAGCCUGCCUUCUUCACUCAGAAACCAGCCUAUGACCCUGUGAGCGAGGACCAGGACCCCCUGUCCAGCGACUUCAAGAGGCUGGGCCUGCGGAAGCCAGGCCUGCCCCGAGGGCUGUGGCUGGCGAAGCCCUCAGCGCGGUUGGACCCCAAGGCCAACUUCUCCACCAACAACAGCAACCCAGGGACCCGACCACCAGCCCCGAGGGCCACUGCUCGGCUGCCACAGAGGGGCUGCCCUGGGGACGGGCCAGAGGCGGGCCGGCCAGCAGACAAGAUCCAGAUGCUGCAGGCCAUGGUGCAUGGGGUGACCACAGAGGAGUGCCAGGCGGCCCUGCAGAGCCACGGCUGGAGCGUGCAGAGGGCUGCCCAGUAUCUGAAGGUGGAGCAGCUCUUCGGGCUGGGUCUGCGGCCCAGAGGGGAGUGCCACAAAGUGCUGGAGAUGUUCGACUGGAACCUGGAGCAGGCCGGCUGCCACCUUCUGGGCUCCUGGGGCCCUGCCCACCACAAGUGA
This is a messenger RNA of Mandrillus leucophaeus (drill), 2491 nucleotides long. RefSeq names its product tyrosine kinase, non-receptor, 2 (gene TNK2). Gene Ontology annotation, biological process: protein phosphorylation; signal transduction. Bases 317 to 2491 code for a protein of 724 amino acids. The transcript is spliced from 16 exons. Gene Ontology annotation, molecular function: ATP binding; protein serine/threonine/tyrosine kinase activity; protein tyrosine kinase activity. The record is from RefSeq and is a predicted model, not a curated record. NCBI's taxonomy places the organism in Eukaryota, Metazoa, Chordata, Mammalia, Primates, Cercopithecidae.